CAACAAAAUGUUUAAGCUUUGUCACGAAACAAUAUGCGCCAAAGCUGUUUAGUUUCUGACAUCUCUGAGAAAUAUGUGACAUCUUCGUCAAAUUUAGAAAAAACUUCUGGAAAAACUUUCCAUUGAAGACCAACAAAAUGAUUAAACACCAGUUUAUUGAAUCUCUGAAGCAAACACUUGACACCGGGGACCGAGAAAUCCGAACGUGGUUUCUGGUGGAAAAUGACUACCUGCCACUUAUCCUCACCGCCAUAUACAUCUCAUUUGCGACUGUGAUCGGCCCUGCUCUGAUGAAGAACAGGAAACCAUUUGUUCUGAGGAAGUUGAUGAUCGUCUUCAACUUGGCAAUAGUCGUCAUUUACACAAUAAAUGUAUACACGAUAUUCGUCAAUCUUCCAUAUCUAGGAAUGCACAAAUUUUGCAAAGGAACCCCGUUUAAAAAGGGAGACCUAACGUACGAGCUUACAAGUUGCUGCUGGGUAAUCUACAUUUUGAAAUAUGUUGAAUAUAUGGAUACUGUGUUUUUCAUCUUAAGGAAAAAGAAUCACCUAGUCACAUUCUUGCACGUUAUUCACCAUUCUGUAGUGCCGGUCUUCGGAUGGGUCAUGCUUAGAACAGAACGAAGUGGUUUCCAGACUAUUCCGGUGCUGCUGAAUGCUUGCGUUCACAUCAUGAUGUAUUCGUAUUAUGGUCUGGCAGCUAUUGGACCACAAAUGAGGAAAUACUUGUGGUGGAAAAAAUAUUUAACUCAAAUUCAGAUGGUUCAAUUUGUUCUUAUGAUCCUUUUCGUGACAGUCAUAGCUCCUCUAAGUGGGUGCACCAUGAUGAAGGCCAGUUUCGCCAUAGAUUUCAUUGGAGCUGGCAUGUUUUUGGUCCUGUUCUACAAUUUCUAUAAGAACAAUUUCCAGAAGAAAACUGCCAAGAUAAAAGAUAUUCUACUUUUGGAAAAGUUCCAUCAACAUUUGGAAUUCAACCGAAAGUUAGAUAUAAGACAUCCAAUCGUUCAAACAUGGCCAUUUGUAAGGCCGGAUUACUUACCAUUUCUUAUGACUGCUUCAUAUUUGCUUUUUAUAAAAGUCAUCGGUCCUCAACUCAUGAAAUCACAAAAACCAUUUGGUCUCCGGCAUUUGAUGAUCAUUUAUAACUUUUGGCUUGUUAUCAUGUACGUUGGAUGCGUGGCUACUAUCUUCUACGUAUUUGCUACAACAGAUAUGCUUUCUGAACUUUGUCGGAAAAGAGAGCUUUCUCAAAAACCACAUUUUUACAAGAUUGCGUAUGCUGGUUGGAUAAUAUAUCUGUUGAAAUACGCUGAAUAUGCCGAUACGGUAUUUUUCGUGCUAAGAAAAAAAUAUCAUCAAAUUACGAACUUGCAUUUAAUACAUCACGCAAUAGUUCCUAUUGCUAUAUGGACUGGUUUACGAACAGAAACUUGUGCUUUUCAAAUGAUUCCGGUCAUCAUCAAUUCCCUUGUUCAUGUAAUAAUGUACUCAUAUUACGGAUUAGCAGCAUUGGGUCCAGAAAUUCAGAAAUAUUUGUGGUGGAAGAAAUACAUUACUCUUAUGCAAAUGGUACAGUUUGUCGUUAUUAUGCUCAUCUACGCAGUAGCACACAUGAUCAACUGUGCGACAUCAACGAAGAUCCUUUAUUUUGGUGUUUUUCUCACAAGUCUCUUUCUCAUCCUUUUUGCCAACUUCUACAUUCAAACGUAUCUGAAAAGGACGGUAAAAAAUACCAAAGUGCAACAUGAAGACUGAAAAACGACUAAAUACUUACAAGAAAGUGAUGCAGAAAAUUAUACGGGGAAAAAAUCAACGUAUAGUUUUUGAGGGAAUGCCGAAAUACUCAGCAAGCACCACUAGAUUUUAAAAAAAAAAACGCACUAAUGGGACUCGGAAUUGAAUAGUUUAGAAACGACCCUCUUGACUUUUCCUUUUUUUGCGAAAACAUUAUCCAGCACACACUACCCAGCAUUCAGAAUAUAACAUCCAGCAUGCAGCACCUGGCAAUCAUUUGAAUUUUGACGUCUUGAAUUCAAAUUAUGAUAGCAAUAAAAGCCAUUAGUAUAAACAAGAAACACAACUAGUAGGGUCCUAUCGCAAUUUGAGAUUGCAAAAAACAUAAUUAGAGUUCAAGAUCUUAAAAUUAAAAAAAAAAAAUAGGGGGGUUUCUAUAUGGGGGGUUGCUAAGAAAAUUGGACCUUUCUGUGUUACGACUCGAUGUUCUGUGCGGGAACAACGGAACCUGAAAAUGGUACUGUCCCGUUCAAAACAGGACGCAUGGCCACCUACGUAUGCAGUGAGAGCCUGGAAACUUAUUAUCACUGAAAAGCUGACUACAGAAUUUUGCGUACGAUGCGGUCGCCAUGCUCGUCCUCCUCCUCUGACAGAUCUGAGGCAUUUCAAGCUGGAUGGAAGAAUCUUUGAAUGUUUUCUGUAUUCCAUGGAAUUUUCACAAUUGCUGCAUAUUCAUAAAUAAAAAAAGCUAUUUUCCGUAUGUGUUGCUGUUCCUCUGAGUACUUGUGCUUUUUCUGCAAGCAAUUGUUUACCGCUUGAGAGUUGCAUUCCAACCACAAUCAAGAAAACUAAGAAUUGUGUAUAUCCAA
Messenger RNA from Uloborus diversus, 2602 nucleotides. RefSeq lists its product as uncharacterized. The record is from RefSeq and is a predicted model, not a curated record. NCBI's taxonomy places the organism in Eukaryota, Metazoa, Arthropoda, Arachnida, Araneae, Uloboridae. Gene Ontology annotation, molecular function: fatty acid elongase activity. Gene Ontology annotation, biological process: fatty acid elongation, monounsaturated fatty acid; very long-chain fatty acid biosynthetic process; sphingolipid biosynthetic process. Gene Ontology annotation, cellular component: endoplasmic reticulum membrane.